GAAUAUUUUGAGAUAUAUAAUUAUUUUAUAAAGUAAAAGACAGUUAUACCUUAAAUCAAAAACUCUCUUUUUCAUCGUCUUCCUCGUCGACUACAGCAGCAAAAAGCCCUAAAUCUUAUCUAACGAAAACCCAGGGGACGAAGAACCUCUUCUCAAAUCGAUCCUUGACUCGAUCCUUUUCAGCUGUUGCUAAAAAUCAAUGGCGAGGCUCGUCGGAUCUGUUCAAGUUCGAUGACAGAAGCUCUAAUUUGUUCAAUUGCUUCUUAAACGAUUACGAAUAAGUUUAUAGAAUCAUAUCAGUGAGAGAAUUUUGGCUUGAGAUUGAGGUGAUAAAAGAUUCAGGAAUAUCCUUUUACCCAAGCCACAAUAAUCACCGUAUCUUCCAAGAUUUGGACAUAAGAUUUUGUAAACUAGCAUACGAGUGUAAAGAGAUUGCUUUACAUGGUACCAUUGUUGCAAUUCUGGAGUCAAAGUUGAAUAUCAAAGAAGAUUCUAAAGAAGAUGAGGGAAACUG
This is a messenger RNA of Thlaspi arvense, 514 nucleotides long. NCBI's taxonomy places the organism in Eukaryota, Viridiplantae, Streptophyta, Magnoliopsida, Brassicales, Brassicaceae. The record is from the annotation of a GenBank genome assembly.